Pseudophryne corroboree (corroboree frog) is the source of this 528-nucleotide messenger RNA. Its product is annotated as hydroxyacyl-coenzyme A dehydrogenase, mitochondrial-like. The record is from RefSeq and is a predicted model, not a curated record. Gene Ontology annotation, molecular function: NAD+ binding; (3S)-3-hydroxyacyl-CoA dehydrogenase (NAD+) activity. Gene Ontology annotation, cellular component: mitochondrion. The transcript is spliced from 4 exons. The coding region runs from base 1 to 513 and encodes 170 amino acids. NCBI's taxonomy places the organism in Eukaryota, Metazoa, Chordata, Amphibia, Anura, Myobatrachidae. Gene Ontology annotation, biological process: fatty acid beta-oxidation.
AUGCGGGAGCGCGCAUCAGCGCUCACCGCCUGGCCAUUCACACUGGCCAAGUUUGAGCUCAGAGUAGCUCAAAAUGACAAACCUACUCCCCGGUUGGCUGAUGUUGCCUGUUCUUGUUACAGACACGCCAUAUUUGCCAGCAACACCUCAUCAUUGCCAAUAACUGAUAUAGCCAAUUCCACUACCAGACAGGACCGGUUUGGAGGACUGCACUUCUUUAACCCAGUUCCUAUGAUGAAGCUUGUAGAGAUUAUUAAGACACCGAUGACAAGCCAGACAACUUUUGACUCUCUCACGGAUUUCAGUAAAGCACUUGGAAAAAUUCCUGUGUCAUGUAAGGACACUCCUGGGUUCAUUGUUAACCGUCUACUGGUGCCCUACUUAAUGGAAUCAGUCCGGCUGUAUGAGCGAGGUACGUUGCUGUAUUACUGCAUGGAAGUCGGCCCAAUAUGUGUCUACAUCCGUGUGCUGCUGGGUAGAUUUUCUAUUACAAAUGUAAAAAUAUUUCUCUAAACUGGUGUCUGAUAG